This is a messenger RNA of Verruconis gallopava, 2705 nucleotides long. RefSeq lists its product as uncharacterized. The transcript has 5 exons. The record is from RefSeq and is a predicted model, not a curated record. NCBI's taxonomy places the organism in Eukaryota, Fungi, Ascomycota, Dothideomycetes, Venturiales, Sympoventuriaceae. Bases 650 to 2188 code for a protein of 512 amino acids. Gene Ontology annotation, cellular component: cytosol; mitochondrion. Gene Ontology annotation, biological process: intracellular glucose homeostasis; glycolytic process; glucose 6-phosphate metabolic process. Gene Ontology annotation, molecular function: fructokinase activity; ATP binding; glucokinase activity.
CAGGCUGCGACUACCAGCAGGAGAUUGACCAGACGCUUCAUCGAGUAACCCAAACAGAUCCCGGCGCACUGCCGCUGGAGGGCUGAGCGUCGUGAACAGUCCCAGCAGUGAGCUCCACCCGCAGCUGGGCGGGUACCUGGUCGUCAAGGCUAACCCACCUCACAUUGCCCUCUACCUGGCAGCAUAGUACGCAAAUCAUUCAACAGUCGGGUUUUCUUUUCGCUCACAGCAGGGCUAUGGAAGGUGGCAUUUGCGUGCACCUCACUUGCCCAGCCCAUUGAACCCGCCGCCGCUCCCGUAGCCUAACUCGUAUGCUACAGUCAUGCUCCUGCUCGACGGUACCCUGCGAAAUCGGUCCAUGCUACUCGGAAUAGCCAGACCUACCUUUGCGAUAUCACUACUUGUUUCCAAGCCAGCCUUCGCUCAUCCACACUACUCUUCCGCUUGACCCACGUCUAACUCUAUAUACCCGCAUAUUCCGGUGCGCCUUGCCUCUUCAGAAGCCACAUCUUCGACACUUCCAGCUCUGCAUUGUCGGCAUUGACAAAGCUCGUAGCACGACAACCAGUUGAAAGCAGAACAUUCCCGUCAAGUGACCUUCACAAACGUUAGGCCUAAAAUAACCUUCCAAUCGGUCACCACCGCUCUCAUGUUCGACAUUUGGGCAUUCAUUGUGGACGCGCUAGACUCGCUCAUGCUCCUCUUGUGGCCCAAACCCGCUUACCGCUCACUGCGCCCGCCCAAACGGAAAGAUGACGUAAAGGACGGAAGGAUGGAGGAAUUUGCGAAAGAUAUGAAGAGGCAAUUUGAGGGCCACUUGAGCGUAGCGAACCUGCUCGCCAUGUCCGGCAGGCUGCAAGAGCAAUUCAAGCUUAAACUCGAAUCGAGCAACAUCUGCAUGCUUCCGUCAUACAUACACACGCUGCCUUCAGGGAAGGAGAAGGGAACAUACCUCGCGCUGGACGUGGGUGGCUCAACGCUCCGGGUGGCUGCAGUACAACUGUUUGGAAGGAAGAAUGGGCAUGGGGGGAGUUGCAUGGAGAUUUUGAAGAUGAAUUCGUACAGGAUAGACAACUUCGUAAAAAGCCUGAAGGGACAUGCAUUCUUCGACUGGAUGGCGGAGCGCAUCGCAGAAGUGCUCGAGGAUCCCAUCGUCAAACCAGCGCACGGCGCCACCAAGGUCGCUAUGGGAUUAGCUUGGUCGUUUCCCAUAGAGCAAACCUCUGCACGAACAGCCAAGUUGCUGAUAAUGGGAAAGGGAUUCAGUGCGAGUGAGGGCGUGACUGGAGAAGAUCUGGGCAGUCUCCUCAUGCUCGCUUGUGAGAAGAAGUCUCUGAACGUCCAACUGGACGCGAUCAUCAACGACGGACAGGCAACGCUGAUGACGCGAGCGUACCAAGAUGAUGCGCUGUGCUUUGGAUUGAUCCUUGGCACGGGUACGAACAUGGCCAUCAAUUUGCCGACCAAAGCAUUUGCGAGAUCAAAGUUUGGCGUGCGGCCUCAAACAUGGUUCGACGAGGCAGUAAACGUCGUAGUGAACACGGAGCUCAGCAUGUUCGGCAAAGACGUUUGGCCGAUGACGAGGUGGGACACUCAGCUUAACAAGAACCACGAGCGUCCAGAUUUCCAGCCGCUGGAACACAUGAUUGGUGGCCGAUAUAUGGGGGAGCUGGUCCGCUUGGUGCUCGUUGAAGCCAUCCAGACCACGGGUCUAUUUGGCGGACAUUUCCCACAGGGCUUCCUAGAGCCAUACACAGUAGAGACGUCGACCACGGCCGCUUUUGAGGACGACGAGACUCCAGAACUGUCCAAGGCGGCGGCAGUUCUAGAAAAGAAUCACCCUAUGAAGGUUAUGCCCAUGCUAGCCGAGCUCCGCUUUGUCCAAGAAGUCGUCCGCGCAAUAUCGCAUCGUGCGGCCGCGUAUCUGGCCACCGGCAUCCAUUCGUUAUGGUCGUUAAGGCUGUUUGCGGAGGGUUUGACUCCUGCAGACGCCGGUCACGUGACUAUUGGUUGCAACGGCUCGAUCAUCGAGCGCUAUCCGAGAUUCCGAUCUGUCGCGCAAGCCUAUCUCGACGACCUGAUAAAGUCUUCGGGUGGGACACCGGGAACCGUCGUUCUCGAAGUCGCAUACGAGUCGGCAAUUUUUGGCGCUGCUGUGGCGGCCAGCUGUCUCGAGGGGCAGCCUUGACGCUACAUAUUUCCCUGUACAAAACCAAAUGCGCGAUACCCUAGCGACAUUUUCACAGCAUGGAGCGGCUCUCAUAGAAAUUUUUUUACCCCUUCUUCCCACCGCUUGGUGGAUUUUCUUUGGGGCAAGUGGUUUUUGGUCUGUGUGGCGCCAAAGCUGCGGACCCUAGUACAUGAUCUCUAAGCAAUCCGUGAACUGGCUUUAGCGUAAUGCUGGAGUGCACAGGAGGCUGGAAAAUGCUGACGGCGUUGAACAGGGGCAGGGUGCGGACAAGAUACCAUGAAAGAAAAAGGUUAGGGUUACCCCAGGAUCAACGAUAGUCAUAGAAAUAACGGAUUGUAAUACGGGCAUGUAAUAGUUUCCAGGCCAUCUGGUACUCGUUCUGGUUGGCUGACACAUCCAUCAAUUUUGACCUCCCCGUGGACGAAUUUGCAUACAGCAUCAUCGACGUCUGGUGAACAAAAUGCGUCGGGAAUAGCAUGGUAGUGCAGCACCACCGCGAUGGAGGGGUUGGGGG